Messenger RNA from Lagopus muta (rock ptarmigan), 7168 nucleotides. Its product is annotated as rho GTPase-activating protein 6-like. Bases 224 to 1612 code for a protein of 462 amino acids. Gene Ontology annotation, biological process: signal transduction. The record is from RefSeq and is a predicted model, not a curated record. The transcript has 11 exons. Lineage: Eukaryota; Metazoa; Chordata; Aves; Galliformes; Phasianidae.
UCCUCCCCAUCACUUCUCCACUUCUCUCACUGCAUCCUCCCAGCAAGCAGGAGACUCCCUCACUCUCUGCAUGGGCUGCAUGUGGACAUGGUGGAAACACUGCUUUAAGAUUCAUCAUCCUGAAGGAAAAGAAGUGAACUUAGGCUGUCACUGGUGAUGCUGUGAGAAGGAAAGGAGGAAGAGGACCUUUAUCUCAGCUCUUCUGCCAAAACAAAGUACCAAAAUGCAACCUGUGUCCCUGCACAGCCUUUCAGAGCUGGAAAGAGCCAGUUUGCAGGAGCUAGCCCUCUACCAGCUGCAAGAAAAGCUGCUUGUUGGAGAUCUCAGCCUGGCUAAAGUUGGACCUAAGGGCGGUAAAUCUAUCCGUCAGAAACUGGAGAGCUUUUCAAAGGAGAAGAAAGACUGCUCUCCUCAGACUUUUGGGAUCCCACUGUGCCAAGUCAUUGCCAAUGACCGUGCAAACAGACAACUGCAAGAAACAGUGAAGAGCAGCCGCCGGUUCUGCGUGGAGGUGGAAGAAACAGUGACAAACUUUCGGGCUCAGAUGCAGAAGAGAUCCCCGCUGGGCAGGGGCUGUUUGCUGGUACCUUAUGAAGUGUUCCCUGAGGAGCCUCUUUCCCCAGAUUUUCCUGACCAUAACUCUUCCUGGAGUCAACGAAGGGGAGCCAUGUCUGUGGACUGCAUCACUGAACUGAGUGGCAACAGUUCCAAGCUGCUGGAGGCACUGCAGUUGUCACAUCCCCAUGAGCUGGAUCCCCGGAGGAACCUGGGCAAGAAAAAGAUGUUAAGCCUCAACCCCAUCAUCUGGCAGGUCCCACGGAUUGUGGACAGAUGUUGCAAACACAUUGAAACAUAUGGUCUCCAAACAGUGGGCAUCUUCCGGGUUGGGAGCUCCAAGAAAAGAGUUCAGCAGCUGAGAGAAGAGUUUGACCAUGGGCUGGAUGUCUUCUUGGAUGAGCAUCAAAGUGUUCAUGAUGUCGCUGCUCUGCUCAAAGAGUUUCUUCGUGACAUGCCAGAUUCACUGAUUCCCAGGGAGCUCUACACAGCCUUCCUCAGCACAGCCUCUAUGGAGGGCCCACAACAGCUGGCUGUGCUGCAGCUGCUGCUCUUCCUGCUGCCCCCCUGCCACAGUGACACGCUGCACCGUCUCCUGCAGUUCCUUAGCAAGGUGGCACGGCAUGCUGAGAACUCCUGGGGCCCCAAUGGCCAGGAGAUCCCUGGGAAUAAAAUGACAGUUUCAAACUUGGCCACUAUCUUUGGUCCCAAUAUCCUUCAGAAAGAGAGGCCUGGAGAAAAAGAUGCUGGAGCCAUGAACUUUGAAGACAGUACAGCUAUCAUACUGGUGGUUCAAAGGCUGAUUGAGCAUUAUCAGACCUUGUUCAAGGUCUCUCCAGAAACACAGCAUGAGAUCCUCAGGAGACUGUUUCAGACAGACCCUGAUGUCAUUGACUACCUCUUACGCAGGAAAUUCAAUGCUGUGCUGCGCACAGAAAGUGAGAAUUCGACAGAGGAGCAUACUCCAAUCCUGAUGUCUCAUCAGACCCCGGAAAGUAACUCACUCUCAGAGUUGUACAGCAACAUCUCAUUCCUGAACUUGAACGUUGACAUCUAGCCAGAAAUCAGCUCUGCCUUCCAUGGACAAAACUGGGCAACGUUUCCACUACAAAAAUACAAAAAUAUGUUCUCUAUCCUGCUUUGGAGGAGUGGAAAAUGGAAGGGUGCAUGAAUGUAUGCGAAAGUAUCUUUGCUAAAUGUAGGCGUGCAAAAUGGUUCCAGUGUAGUCAGUUCUGCAGCAGAAUGGAUUUUCAGUUACAGUUUCAUUGUCUGGUAGCUCACAGGGACAGGGCUGGGAGAGAAGCAGCUUGGGCUGAGACCCACUGGGUGUGACUGGCCUGAAACACAAGUGAGUGGAGACUGCUAGCAGGGCAGUAAGGAUGGGAAAAUGCAGUUCAACUUCAUGCAGUCCAUACUUUGGUAUGCCACUCGCCGUGUGUUGUCCUGUCACUGCUUUGUGCAGAAAGACAUCUCAGAGCUGAAGAAAUGACCAUAACCCACCAUUACUGCAAAGAUCUGCGUGCCAUGUUCAGAAAGAAUCAUGGAUAUAUGUAUAUAUUUAAAUUUUGAUUUCAGGUUUCCAACUGCUAAUUUUAUAGAUAGAAAACACAGUAUUGACCACAGAAUAUAUAGGUAGUGUAGUACAAAAGAAAAGUAUACUCUGAACGUCUUUAUUCCUUGAAUAAUAUUCAGUAAGUAAACUAUCUAAUGUAUUACAAUGUAUUAUGGAUAUUGAGUGUCUUAUGAUCUUUGGCUGAUAAAUGUCUGGUUUGGUUUUUUCCUGCAUCUGAUGCAUUGGAAGGCACUGCAAGUUACAUGCAAAUGUAUGUUUUUAGCUGAUGGGAUAGAAUGAAAGUUAUCAGCAAAUAUUUUCUGCAGUAUUCUUUCCAUUUGCACUGCUAGACAUGUUUGGUGGCCCCUUCCCCAAUCAACCCCUAGGUUGGGCUGUCCUUAGACGAAACAGCAGUGAAAGGAGGGGUGCUAUGGAAAGCCUUCCCCAGGCCUUCAGGUAGGCCCAAAGCACACUGAUCCACAGCCAGCAUAACAUAGGAUAAAGCUGCCCAUGGUGUUCCCAGGCUUGUUCUUGCUUUGUUCACACACCAGAUAUCUGGAGGAGGGGAAGCUGCUCUUCUGGGAUCAGUUAAUCACGUGCGGAAGGCCAAACUUUCAGCAAGCACAGGACAGAAUGUCCCAGUGAACAGGGAGUAGGGGCUGAGGCAGAGUUUGAGUCUGCAGGGAAGAGUGCUUGUUUUCUAGUUGGUAGAUCAGGAGAGGCUGAAAUAAAGGAGCAUAGGAUGGGGGGGGGUGACUGUAGAUUUGCAAGUUCUUUGAAUGAAUCUGCCUUUUCUAACAGUUCUGUCUUGUCUUCAGGUGAAGACUUAUGCUCUGGAAGUGUUACAGCUUUGGGUAUUGGAAGCAUUUCAGAGGUUUAGUUGUGUCAUGCCAUGAUAUGAUGAAAACGUUUGCCUUUGUGCUCCUGAUAGAUUCUGACCUCUUCUAAAGGCUGUUUUCCUGAUGUGGUACAAAGAUGGUGUAUGUGGAAAAGGAGGUCACAGACAAGGAGACAACAAUGCUGUAAACCGUGCACAGAACACUUUUUGUCUUUCAGUUGUUUUUUGAGAUCGUGAAUUUUAUAUUUGCUUGGUCUGAGAUGUCAAUGAUCAUAUUCAUAUUCAAAGUCGAGACUUUCCUUCCAAGAAAAUGCAGAGUGCCAAGAAGAGGGCGAGCACAUAGGAAGUUAAGAGAUCACAUGAGGAGGGAGAAUAGGUGCCCAAAGGAGUGUUGAUGUAGAGAACUAGGACAGACAGGUAGGGAAGGAAGAUGGGUAAAGCUGGAGUGCUGCAGAACAGGAAGGAGGCAGGAUAUGAGAUAUGCUGGCAUUUUUUUGGUGCUGGGGAAAGAGGGAUCUGGUGUCACAGCUCCUCCCUUUUGGACACCCUGAAAUCAACUGCAAAUCUAUUACUUAUUCUGGAGAUAGAGAUCAUGAGAUACACAAUGACACUUAUUUUCUUUGAACUGUGGAGAAAUUGAGUGGAUUUAUAACUCAGGGCACAGGUUGCCUGGCUCCUUUUGCUACUUGCCCUAUAGGUCUCUACCAACCUGACAUUUAUGUUACAUUUAGGCAGCACUGAGUUUUUCCUGUGUGAUGGAAACUUCUGAUUACUAAUUAAUUUUAUCUUACCUGAGUUCAUAUAUUAUUUGAUACUCUUCCAAAUGCAGUCUUUGCAGGAAACUGAUUAAAAUUUAUCUGUACAGAAGCUCCCAUCCCAUCAGAAGCACUUCCUUUCACUGUGAGCUCCUCAUCAGCACUGCCAUCCACUGACGUAUGGAAAUAGUAUUUGUUUGUUUGUUGCUGUAGUUUGAAUGUCUUACACUGCCAUGUUGUGUUGAUGCUGAUGUACUUCGCACCCCUUCCUCUCAACAAAAUGACUGGAAAAUAGAAGAAUACUUUUGAAAAGGAACCGUGUCUGAGGGCUUGACAGAACUGUGCCAUAGGGAUAGCAAGGAGAGGUAGCAUGAUGGGACUGGAGAUGAAUUGCCAAAGAAAGACUAGAGUCAUCUGGGGUUUUCAAAGCCCAGAUCUUCUUGGGCACUCCACACAGAGGUUGCACCACCUGGCAGCUGUUUGAGAAAUGCUCUGCAUAGGUCCCUGCAUGAGAUGUGCAGUUAAGGUUGGGAUUAAUGCUGAAUUUCCAUGUAAGGUUAUGAUUAUGUCCUCCUACUUCCAAGUUUUUUAGUGGGUUGAAGCUUUCUCAGGACAAUUGAAUUAGUUUAGGGAAGUUUUGAUGUGGGGGGAGAUGAAUAAAUGCACCGUAUUAGUUUCACUGAUAAAAUCUUUUUUCCUAGGACUAAUGGCAGGCAUAGGCUUAGUGUGUGUUCAGUGGUAGAAAUAGAGCUAGGGUUAAUUUUAGUUUAGGACUGAUAGGGAUUAGUAGUGGGAUUAGGGUGACUAUGGGAUUGAGAUAGACUAAAUAUUUGGGCCUUUUCUGAUGGAAACAGUUUGUAUGUCCUCUGCAUGCUCAGGUGAAAUUUGUGACCAUGGGAAAACAUUUGGGGUCAUGCAAACAACUGAGGCAGGUUUUCAUUAGGGAUUAAGUUUUGUUUUGGGGGCAUAACUCAAGUGCAGACCUAUGUACUCCAGCACUUCCCUCUUUGUGAGGAGGGAGCUCACAGCUCAGCUCAUGUGUCCCACACUUGUCAUUACAGUGCUUGGCUUUGGCCAUUCUUUUUAGCUUCAAAAGGAUUGUUAGUGAAUACAUGAUCUUUCUAGCACCAGACAGGGAGAGGAGAUAUUCCACCAUAGCCUCAUCUGACCAGUGCUUGAUACCUGCACAGGGUACUGCAUCUUUGCAGCUGCGCUGCUUGAGAUUGAACUCUUGCUUUGAAAAGGUCUUCUUUUCCUGUGGAUGGGUACACUCAGAAUGGAUGGAGAAGCAGUACCCAGAAAAUAGCAGGCUAAAGAAGGAUGAGUGUGCUGAGAGAUAGCUGGUGAAAGCCUCCCACGAAUCCAGAGAUUAGCGGUGCUGUUGACUCUGCAGGAACAGAUAAACACAGGAUGCCAUGAGUUGCUGAAUGCUCCCGGGGCCAUCAACACUCUCAGGCAGCCAAUGGCCAGCUGUGCAACCAGGAUCAUAUCCAAGAAGGCAGAGAGCAGCUGGUCUGUGCUGACAGAUGCAGGAUUAUACCUGGUGCAAAAGCAGACCUUCUGGGGGACCUUUCAGUUUCUUCCUAAAAGCCUCUGGCCCAUCAGUGAGACUCUGCUCCUCAGUCAACAGUCAGCAUUGGUCUUGCUGUCCCCAUGGGGUGUGAGUGACACCUUAUCUUGUGUCAGCCACAACAGCUUGAGUUCGUUAGCAGCACUAAUGAGGAUAAGGUCUUCUAGUAGCCAGUGCCGUUGGUGGCUCAGGGCAGGGGUUUUACAGCAGUUGGAUGCCAUUUCUGUGAAACCCUCAAGAGACAGCACUGGGAAGGAAACAGAUCCUCAGUUUAGGAGGAGUGGUUACAAAUACUCAUAAUUUUGAAUUCAAGAAAAAGCAGAUGAUCUCUCUGUCUUUAAAUGGACAUAAGGACGCUCAAAUCAUUAUGCCCAUGCAACACCUGGACUGCAAAUCAUAUUUUUGUCAUGUUGAAAUAUGGAAUGUUGGACAUGUGGGGAAUAGAGGGGUAAGUCUUGCUUAGUGCAGCAGAUUGAUGGGAUAUCCUGAGAAGGGCUGUCCUAAAGGAGUGUCCUGUAUGGGAUUCCCUGGUGCCUGCGUAACACAUUUGAUGGAGGAGGUUACAAAAGAGGCAAAGGAAAGGUGCAAAUGUGCAGUGGCAACAGUGGCAAGCUGAAGUCUGAAGAUGCCAGCAAAACACCAAAUGAGAAGCGCCUUGGGGAAAUAUAUUGCAGAGCCAGACCGGGUUUGAAGAUGUGAGUGACAUUCAGGCUGUGUGUUUGGCUGACACCAGAGUAGCAUCAAGCAAUCGAUGUGCCUCGCCCCUUUGGAAGCCACGCUUAAGGCAACGAAAAGUUCUGCAGUCACCUCUGUGCCCUGUAGAGGCACCCCGGCAGACAAGCUGGCUGCACUCAGAUUCAUUUCAAACGUGUGCACAACGCACACUCUGCGUUUCAUGUGCUGCUCCCCACGGGCCAUGGGAAGAAAUGCAUUUUCAAAAGCACCACUAUGUAGGGCAUUUAAUUCUUGUUCUUGAUUAUGUUAACCUGAAAGUGAUGGCUAUGAUGAAACGCUAUUUGCUCUGCUUUGCAAGAAAACUCCUUUUAAAGUUUGCUUGUGCAAAAGUGUGCCAAGCACUGUAUUAAAGGACAACCGAGGGUUCACCGCGAAGCAUGAAGUGGCUGUCCUUUGCAGCCACUGCAGAGAAAUGCACUUUUCAAAGAUUAAUUAUUUUUUACUGAAAAGAAAGAAAAUUGCUUAGUGUAAGGUUCUUCCAUUGCAUGCAAGGCUUGAAACUUCACUGGCAGGGGAUAAACCGGGAUGUUGCUGAAAGCUCCACAUGAGGGCAGCUGUCACCACUUGUCUCUGUAAGUGUGCUGCUUCCUCUCAGCAGCAUGAAGUGCUCUUUCAGCAGCGCAGCAGCAGACACUGCCUGGCACGUGUGCUUACAUAUGACUUGUUCUAUUUCAGCUUCCUCAAACAAACAAGACUUCAUGAAUCGGUCGCAGAGCACUGUUGUUCCUGAAGCACUUUACCCGACCCUUGCUCAGCUGCUACCCCAAUAGGCCUGCUCCUCAGAAGAGAUGCAGGCACAAAGCUGAAGGAUAGAAGUAAAGCUAGAUCCUGGCAAAUCUGCUUGGCUUUUGCCAUGCUUCAGUUUCAGCCUCUUUUACCCUGCUACCCACCUGAAUUUGCAAACUGCUAUAAAAAUAUGUUUUAAAACAGUCAGAAAUUUUGUCUGGCAGUUUGCAGCCCCCAGGUGCCAGGACAGAGUGAUGCUGCUGAGGGCAGCUGUGGGCUGCCUGCUCACACACUGCUGGAAGCAGUUUGGGCUACACAACACCAGAGGGGUUUUACAGCUAGAGUCAGCUUUAGAGGUCUUAAGAAGGUUAGAACUGGUAGAGUUCUGCAGCAGAACCAGCCCAAAGCUGGCUGUGGGCCAGCACUCUUGUGGCUUA